Cottoperca gobio is the source of this 2884-nucleotide messenger RNA. RefSeq names its product cytochrome P450, family 1, subfamily D, polypeptide 1 (gene cyp1d1). Bases 269 to 1864 code for a protein of 531 amino acids. The transcript has 8 exons. Gene Ontology annotation, biological process: progesterone metabolic process; hormone biosynthetic process. The record is from RefSeq and is a predicted model, not a curated record. Gene Ontology annotation, molecular function: oxidoreductase activity, acting on paired donors, with incorporation or reduction of molecular oxygen, reduced flavin or flavoprotein as one donor, and incorporation of one atom of oxygen; iron ion binding; steroid 17-alpha-monooxygenase activity. NCBI's taxonomy places the organism in Eukaryota, Metazoa, Chordata, Actinopteri, Perciformes, Bovichtidae.
GACUGGUCCUUCACCCUGAGCCAAGUUUCUCGCCAUGUGCGCCUCUCUAUUGUGAGCGGGCAGCAGCUCCCUCUGCAGGGGGCCCGGUCGCUCUUCAAAAAGGACAUCCCGUACUGUGAGCUGCUCUCAUCAACAAGUUCCUGAGGAUCAGACCUCAAACUUCUGCCUGCUGAGUAUUUUGGUCUCAUCUCUGCUCACUGUUGUCCAGCUUUCAAUUUGUUUGAUACACCCAGAGGAUACUGCGAGUUUUUAAAGUUUAUCUGGCAAGAUGAGACUGACGUUUGUGACGCUGGCCAUCAAGGAGAACGCCUGUGCCUCUCUGUCUGGUGUCACUGUUGUUCUGUGUCUUCUCACCUUCCUCCUGAUGGCCAUCAAGGGCCGAAAGAGCCACAACCACUCCCGAUUGGACCUCACAAAAUAUCCCCCUCCUCCUGGCCCCACACCGUGGCCCCUUGUUGGGAAUCUGCUCCAGAUGGGGGACCAGAUUCAUCUUUCUCUAACCCGCUUGAGGCUCCAGUAUGGAGAUGUUUUCAAGAUGCGUCUGGGCUCUCUGACUGUUGUCGUCCUGAGUGGAUACAGCACCAUCAGACAGGCGCUGGUUCGGCAGGGAGAAGCUUUUGCCGGACGACCCGACCUAUUCACCUUUUCUGCCGUAGCCAACGGGACCAGUAUGACCUUCAGUGAAAAGUAUGGACCGGCGUGGAUACUCCAUAAGAAGCUGUGUAAGCAUGCCCUCAGGGCUUUCUCCCAGGCUGAGCCCAGAGGAUCUGGUGCCUCCUGCCUGCUGGAGGAGCAUGUCUGUGCCGAGGCAGCUGAGAUGGUGGAUGUGAUUCAGCAACAGGCUGCUGCUAAACGGGAAAUGGGCCAUGAUAAGACGGGUAUUGAUCCGGUGAUGCCCCUGGUAACCUCAGUGGCGAAUGUUGUCUGUGCCCUCUGUUUUGGGAAAAGGUACGACUACAACGACAAGGAGUUCCUCACUAUAGUUCACAUCAACAACGAGGUCCUGAGGAUCUUUGCGGCAGGAAACCUGGCUGAUUUCUUCCCUGUGUUCCGCUACUUUCCGAGUCCAUCUCUGAGGAAGAUGGUUCAGCACAUCCACAGGAUGAACGGAUUCAUGGAGCGGCGCAUCGAGGAACACAUCAACACCUUUGAUAAGAACUGUAUCCGGGACAUUACAGACGCGCUGAUUGCACUCUGUGAAGACAGAGAAGAAUUUAAGGAUUCGUCUGUGCUCUCCAACUCUCAGAUCAUUCACACUGUCAUAGACAUCUUCGGAGCAGGAUUUGACACCAUCAUUGCUGGUUUACAGUGGAGCCUGUUGUACCUGAUCAAGUAUCCCAACAUCCAGGACAGAAUACACCAGGAAAUAGACGACCACAUUGGCACAUCCAGACUGCCCAGGUUUUCAGAUAAACCCAAGAUGCCUUUCACGGAGGCGUUCCUAUAUGAAGUGUUUCGUCAUGCUUCAUACGUCCCUUUUACCAUUCCUCACUGUACCACGAGAAACAUCACUCUGAAUGGAUAUUUCAUUCCCAAAGAUACAUGUGUCUUCAUUAACCAGUAUCAAGUCAAUCAUGAUGUCGAUCUUUGGGGUGAUCCGGACGCAUUUCGCCCUGAACGCUUCCUGGGUUCCUCGGGACUCCUCAACAAGGAGCUGACGGAGAAGGUUCUCAUCUUCGGCAUGGGGAAGAGACGCUGUCUCGGGGAUGGAUUUGCACGUCUGGAGAUGUUUGUCUUUAUCACCACGCUGCUCCACGGGCUGCGGAUUGAAAACGUUCCAGAGCAGGAGCUGGAUCUCAGCUCCGAUUUUGGCCUGACUAUGAAACCGCGUCCGUACAGGAUUAACAUCUCCUCGAGGUUUUAGACCAAAUGAUUCUGUGUGGAUGUUUAAGCCACCAGAUUUGGCUAAAAGGGAAAUAUGUAUGUACAAAUAUGUUUCUAAAAUGAGCUAGAAAUAGCAUUAGAUAUGAACUAACUUCAUGUUUGUAUUAACACAACAAUAUUUAUGACAAUGGAGGGUCAUUGAAAGUGCUUCUGUGCCCGUACUUUGAAGGGGAAGAGUCCCUCCGCCUUCCUGUCCCACUACAUUAAAAAUGAAACUAGCUUGAAAACGUCCCCUCAUUAAAAGCCUUUAUCUUAAGUUAUUAGUUACAGUUAAACGCUGAGGGAGGGAGAGAGAGGGCUUUUCAGAUUGGUGAUCAACGCCUCAGGCCUCAAACUGUGUUCACGCAGGGUUCAUCCUCACUCUCGUCGGCCCUCUGUUCCUCCUCCUCACUUCAACUUCUCUCCUCCAACUCUCCUAUCUCCUCCUCAUCAGUUAGAUUCCUUUCAUCUCCUCCCCCCCUCAUGUCUCCGUCCUGUCCGUACCCCCCUUUCCCUUGCUUCUAAUCCUCUUUUAUCGUAGCUUCGAGGCAAACACUGUUGAGCUCAAAUCUCACCCAGUGGCUCUGUGAGGAAUGACGCAAACAUAUAUAUAUUAAGACAUGCAAGUUCGUCUUUUUGAACAUCCUCCCCCUCGCCUAUCAGUGCUGUGACCUCCCACACAGAUUAGAUACAGUCCUAGACAUCUUUGAGGGCGGUAAAGAGGACAGCAGAGUGUGAAAUUAAGGCAUUUCUCAUUUUAGAAGCUAAAUGUAAAGAAGCAUGGCCAUAUGCGUAUGGACAAAAGAGGAGUCAGGCAGAAUUACUUAUCCUUAAAUGAAAAGUGUGGAAGUUAUGUUCAUGACAGCAUUAUCUCUUUUAAACUUUUAUACAUGCGGGGAAAGUCUACUGAGGACUCGUGUCUUUUCCAGCAGAGUCCUACCUGUAAACUGCAUUUUACAGACACAUUAGCGUUGGCUAGUGAGAUGUUGCACUGAGAUGAAAGUGUCAAAUUAAAAAGCCU